Messenger RNA from Nematostella vectensis (starlet sea anemone), 1985 nucleotides. Its product is annotated as putative protein disulfide-isomerase DDB_G0275025. Lineage: Eukaryota; Metazoa; Cnidaria; Anthozoa; Actiniaria; Edwardsiidae. Bases 720 to 1652 code for a protein of 310 amino acids. The transcript is spliced from 4 exons. The record is from RefSeq and is a predicted model, not a curated record.
AGGGCGCUGAGGCUUGCACUACACCUCUAGAACCCGAUUCGCAUUGUGCGCCCCGAGUACCCAACUUUUGGUUAUUCCUAAUUCCUUUCACUUGACAAAAAACGCGUGAAAAAUGUGAUAUGCAAGCUCAAACUCCGACCGGAUUAUGCCCAGUAUGAAGAGUGCGAAAAGAAUACAAUGGACUAGAUCAACCGCGAAACUGGGUAGGUGAGUGGGUGCGAUAGGUACUGACAAUUGAUAUUUUUUGCAAGUUAUGGAUCAACUUGUUGCCCAAAAGAGAAUAGCGAUAGGGGGUGAAAGGAUUUUGUUCAUCGGAAACAGAGGACUCCCGGCAAUAUCCAAACCAAGGAGGUAAAUAACACACACAAAAACUGUUCGAUUCGCCAAUCAAAGUAGCGCAGUGCUUAGAAUUGUAAUCCGUGCGAACUAUUUGAUGUACCACAGGUGACGGUGUUUGGCAGACGCAUCGGGUCGUUUGUACUGUGGACACAGCUGUGAUGCGAUGAUGUGCAGUUUACGACUAAUCGCCACGUAUUGAGACAAUAUUCAUCAAUUUACUCUCACUUUAUUGAAUCUAUUCACUUCUAGUUCUAUUAUACUGCUCUAAAGAAAGCAACACGUUUUAUUCGUCAGAAUCAGAAGGCUAAUUUUCCUGCAUUGCCUUUCGUUUUUUAGCCAUUUUAUUCGAGCGCGCUAGCUCUAGCUCUCUGUUUAGAAUCAUGUUAGGUCUCGAUAAAGUGUCCUUCAGGGAUAAAUUUCCUCUAUUCCUUAUGGAAUGGAACUUAAUCCUCUGUGCGCUGUUGCUACCCAAAGCUGCUUGUGGCGAAGACCUGUAUGGCGUACAUACCAUAACCUCAAAGAACUUUAGGUCUCUAGUGAUAGACAGCCCUACCCCCGAGGUUUGGAUAGUCUGCGUCAAUACGGAUAUCAGCGUAGAAAAAGAGGUGCAUAGAUCCGAGUUCGAGUUGAGAGGUCUUCUCAUAAGAGUCGGGCUGAUUGACCCUAAGAAGGAUAACGAUCUUUUGAAAAAACAGGGCUUCUUGGACAAGUCGAGUGAGUGGCUGACUUGUCGAGUUUACCCCUACGGUGGAUGGAAAAUUAAGACAGCAGGUCAUAUGGAUGUCAAUUCCUUCGCAGCUGCCCGCAUGGUUGCCAUCGAAAAUGUCCCGGACAGGACUCAGAAGGUGUCCGAUAUGAAAGAUCUUGAAGGAUUCGUCCACACGUCACUUCAGACAUCACCACCUAGAUUUCCUGUCCUUCUCUUUAUAGACAAAAGGGAAACCCCCGUCGUGUACAAAGCCUUAGCGCUAAAAUACUCCACUUACUUCCACUUCGGCGUAGCACGCAAGCCCUCAAAGGAUCUCAUGCAGAAAUUUGGCGUCACUUCUCUGCCAAAGUGCAUGGUACUCUUGUCGACUUUAACCUCAAACAAGCAGCUUACUUUUAGCGCUAUUCCUUACGAAUACUCGUACGGGCCUGUUAGCUACAUGACCAUCGCCAAGUUUUUGUACUCUGUUCACGAGAAGCACUGGAAGGAUUUACCUAUGAUGGAAAAGUACAGGGGGGAGAUCAACCUAAAGGAAGUUUACACUGCCGAUGGAAACGAGAUUUUUAAGGAGGUGGUGAAGAAUAACGUCAAAGAUGAACUAUGAUGUUAACUAGCCCAGGCAAAUUUGUGAAGACGUUUUCUAGAAAUUAUAUACUCUAUAGGACAUUACCCUGGAACAUACAGUAUAUCCACAAUCACGUCAUGUUUAUAACUUUGAUUUUUAAAACAGUAUAAUAAAAAAAGGAGUUGCAGAAAAAUGCAAAUGAUCAAUAAUUUAAGCUACCGCCGGUAAUUUUGAUAAUAAUAUAAAUCAUAUUUGAAAACAAAAAGUUUAUUUACACUUUGAAAUCUUCUAAUAGGUCACUUGUGUACCAUUUAUAUAUUUUUUACCUUAUUGCAAUAAAUUAUUCUUUACAAACUUGUUAACCCAUCAAAA